AUGCUCCCGAUCGGCCAGCUGUCUGCAUCUAACAUACCGCCCGGCGACAUCUCCUUCUCGGUCUCCCUCACAGAGUUGCUCGCUCUAGUGGGCGCUUUCUUAUCUGAAGGGACUCUCAAGGGGAAGAGCGGCCCGUUGCAGAUCUUCAUCGCCCCUGAGAUAGCCCUGUCGGUGAAAUGCCGUGGACCGAGUGGCAUCGACUAUGGUUCGUUCAAUGUGACUCUGGUCCAGAGUACAGCGAAUGGCGAACAGCUUGACCUCGAGCCAAGGGACCAUCAGUCUUUGGGGCGUCCCUUCCGCCCCCGAGCAGAAGUGCCGAUAGCGAACCGAAGGAGCUCGGGCAGCCGCCAGCGACCGGUUACGAGAGUGUCAGCGCCUGAGGCUGAUACCAUAGGUGGCUCUCAAAUGGCGUAUGAGCUUCCGGAUCCUGAGAAUCGCAUUGAGGUGGCGAGUACUCCGGUGUCGAGGCGUGGACAGUUGAGUAGAGCAGUGGAGACGAAAGUGGAAGAAGACGGGGCUGCUGAGCCUUCACAAAGUGUUCCAACUCAGCAACGGCCCACUGAAGAGCUUGAUGAUUUGAG
Molecule: messenger RNA, 581 nt
Organism: Perkinsus marinus ATCC 50983
Lineage: Eukaryota; Perkinsozoa; Perkinsida; Perkinsidae
Exons: 3
Source: RefSeq, a predicted model, not a curated record